Limanda limanda (common dab) is the source of this 720-nucleotide messenger RNA. Its product is annotated as receptor-transporting protein 3-like. Gene Ontology annotation, biological process: protein insertion into membrane; protein targeting to membrane. The record is from RefSeq and is a predicted model, not a curated record. NCBI's taxonomy places the organism in Eukaryota, Metazoa, Chordata, Actinopteri, Pleuronectiformes, Pleuronectidae. Bases 109 to 585 code for a protein of 158 amino acids. Gene Ontology annotation, molecular function: olfactory receptor binding. The transcript is spliced from 2 exons.
UACAGCAGCAGUGAAGUUGACCAGGCUGACAUGUUGUCCUCUCAAGCUUUUCUUUUACUGCACUGAUCAGCUGUCAGACUUUACUGAACCACCAGUACCGCUGACAGGAUGGAUCUGGAAGAGUGGAGGUAUAACUUCCAGAGCGAAGCUGACGGUCUCCUGCAUGGAGACACCUGGAAUCUGGAGUUUGAUUACAGUAUUCAGCCCGAACGUUCUCAGCGUGGAUGGAAGGAGUACAUCACUCGGACCAGUGCAAGGUUUUGGUGCAGCCUGUGUCCAAGGGGCUGGCCCUCCAACCGAGUGAUGGUGCUCUUCCACAUGCGUCUGAAGGGCCGCACGGGCACCGUCAAAGUGAGGGGCUUCGGUCAGAGCUGCCAGAACUGCAGCGAUGCCCAGAUGGAGGAUCCUAGCAUAGACCCGGAGAACAUCACUAUCCUCAUGAAGAACUUGGUGACGAAGAUUCGAAUUAAGUGCUAUAAAGAAGGCCUGGAUGUCUUUGAAUACCAUCAAAUCAACCUUGAAGUCAACAGUUCCCACGAUCCUGACAACUGCGAGGGAUGUCGUGAAGGGAUCUGUACAAACUAAAUUGCGAGGCUUCAUGAUUGCAUAAUUUUGUGCCGUUGCUUUUGGCAUUGCUUGUAACUCAGUUUCUUGAUAAAUGGACCUAAAAAUAUUACCUUGCCCAGAUUUAAUAUCCUGGGGGGGUGGGGGGUGUUGCUU